Messenger RNA from Mycena citricolor, 4625 nucleotides. The record is from the annotation of a GenBank genome assembly. Lineage: Eukaryota; Fungi; Basidiomycota; Agaricomycetes; Agaricales; Mycenaceae.
UAAAGAAUCAUAAGUAUAUGCAACAUAGUCAUAAAUGAUAACAGACACAUCUCGAUCAAAUGAGAUGAUAUACACAAGCACCCAAUAACCCAUAGUAAAAGAUCCAAGUCAAGGGACAGAACGUCAGUCACGAACCCUCCCGAACAGCCACCUGCCGAGUCUCCCAUCAAGCUCCAUCCAAUCUCGCGCGCUUCGCCGUCUCCGCCAUCUUCGCAACGACGCGGCGCACAUGCACACAGUCCUCCAUAUGCGUCUCUAGGUCCUUCUUCCCAACCACCUCCUGCGUGCACCCUUCGGCCGGGCACCCGACGUGCUUCGCGUUCAUGUGAUGUAUCAUCAGGUGGUGCGCAAACGUCGCCUCCGUCACCUUCUGCCGGCACCCCAGCGACGCGAGUGCGUCCCAGCGGUCCGCGCACACGAACUCCGCGAACGGGCUCGACGCCUUCGGGAUGCGCGACGACGACGCGAGGCCGAGCCGCGCCUUCGUCGCGCGCGUGGCCUCCGUGAUCGCGGCCGCGCUGGCGAAGUGGUGCGCCGAGUGUAGGUGCGCCUGCAGCUCCUCGAUCUUGCCCCGGACCUCGGUGCCGCACUGGUGCGCGGCGACGCCGGCGCAGGGUGCCGUGCCGGUGCAGAUGCGGCGCUGGCCUACCGAAAUGACGAAUGCGCGUUGGCGCCGCUGGGUCGGGUCGGCCGGCGCUGGGGGGAAGGGGCACGUGCAUGCGUGGGCGGCAUCGGCGAUGUAGAGGCAGGGGAGGGUGCGCGUGUGGCCGAGGCGCCCGGCGUUCUUGACUUGUCGUGAGAUGUAUUCCUUGCGCAUCGCGUCACAGCUAUGGGGAUAGGACUUGUGUGAGGAGGUACGUACUCUUCAGCUUUGCGCUUGAGAGUGUUUGCGAUGGGUUGCGGCGCGAUCACCGCUUUGGAAGAGCCUGCUGUGGCGGCCGGUGCGGGUCGGGGCACGAACACCGCGGUGGUGUCCAUCCACGAAUACUUCUUGAAGUCCAGCCCGUAGUGAUUUUUCUGGAGCUCGACACGACUAUCAGGAAUGUCAGACACGGGAUCUACUGUGUAGUAGGGAGAAAUGCGACCGACCGUUGACUUUCUUGAGCUUCGGUCAUAGCCGCACUCGCGGUUUCUUUGCCCUUGCCCUUUCUCGAGCGCUUCGGCUUCGGCUGGGUGGUGGCGGGCGUCGCAGCGCCGGAGGGUUCAGCAGCUGCUUGGCCCACCCGCGCCGUCUGCUUCGUCUUCUUCUUGCUCCCUCGCGCAGGCGAGACCGGCGUCGUCGUCGUCGGCGCCGUCGUUCCGAGAGACUUGCGUCGACUGCGUUCGGAAUUGAGGGGCUGGGUCGGGACUGCGUUCUCCGCAACGAAUCGGGCGCCCACUGACUGCGCGGGCUUGUCGUCGGACAUGACGUCGUUCGAUGGGGCGGCGGGCAGCGAGGAGUUCAGGGCGAAGAUCGGAAGUUGGAAGCGCGGGGUGGCAUUGCUGGCCUCGACCAGGUUGGUUUCAUGUCGCGAGUUGUUGUUUGUGGGUGCAGUAGGGCGGGUGGGGAGUGGUAGAACCUCGAUCAUGUCGUCGUCGUCGUCGUCGUCGUCGCCGAACAGCUCAGCCUCGAGACUCUUGUCCAGAGUCUGCGCAUGCUGGAUACUGUCGUUCAGAGCAGAGAUGGGAACGGGAUACGCAGCAAAGCCGAACGCCGGUUCGUCCCCAUCUUCCUCAGCACCAAAGAGUUCAACCUCGAGACUCUGGUCCAUCGCGUCCUUGGAGUCGUCGGCAGCGCCGUGCCAUGCAGUGGAAGUCUCGUUCAUUGGGUUGUCGCUGCCGGCGCCUUCGAAGCGCUCCAUCUCAGCUUGCAGCUUGCGCUCGAGGUCGUCCAUCCCAUCCCCGAGCUCCACUCCUGCACACUGCUCGUCCCCCGCCAGCUGCUGGAACCCAAGCUCAAGCUCCCGAUCCAAGUCCAUAUCAUCCUCCGAAGACACGUCGAAGAUCUCAUAGGAGUCGCAGUUGACCGCAGGAGCGCUUACGGCGGCGCAGAUGGUGGACGGCGACGAUCUGUUUCUGGGGACAAGCCUGCUCUGAUGGCCUGACCGUGCAAUGAUGUGCUACGCUAUAUAAAGGGUCUCCCGACAUGUCUGCGAAGCGCACAGCAACAUAAAGACGAGCCCACGAAUUCUCGGAGUGCAUCCCAAAAAGGCAAUCUAUGAUUGGAACACAAUGCAAAAUGUGGGUGCCGCGAGUUCCGCGGAAGCUGAUCAUGAUCAGGAUGACCGGAAGCGGAAGAACAAUGCGAUAAUGAAAGGAAACUAGGGGAGAUCGUCCGCCGCACUGCGUCUUCGCGGUUGCCAUCAGGCUGGCGUUUGGGGUCGUCCUACCUGCAAGUUUCAAAAGAUAUGCUUCUUCUUGCUUUAUCCGUCACCAGGCUACCUCAAGACACUGAUUCAAUCCAAGCCUGGAGUUUCUAGAGGACAUCGUCUCAGCUUUUGAGAGUGUGAGAAUACGGAUCACUCGUCCGUGCCUUGGGGGGAUCUCCGAUCAGUGGCGAUGCAUCAGAUCGCGCGGCCGGUAACUAAACACCUCAUUGCUCGUGUAGGAAAUUCUUUGUCGGAUCACUGCCAUGAGUGAUCGCAUCAAUGCGGGACUCCACGAAUUGGUUGCUCCCGACGACGCACGCCCCAUUCGGCUGCGAACGCACAGCCUUCCUAACCCGAGUUGUUAGAUUCAAUGCAUUGUCCUCUGCAGGAUUGCCCGUUGCGUGCCGGCACGGCAUACCCCCCUUCGAAGCCCUGCCGUGCGCGGGGCGUUGACGACGGAUGAGCAUCACAACCCUCUAAUUCCCUGAUAUGGCUUCGGCGCACCUUAUUGUCUUCCCGACCAUCGAUGGCAUCAGCGCGCAUCAGGACCAUUCUUUCCAUUGUCCCCAUCACGUGCACAUUCAAACCGGGGGCGAUUUGGCCCCCCUAUAUAUGUAUUACCGCGUCAGGAGGCGCUGGUUACCGCUUUCUGUCCCUCUUCUGCCGCUGCUAUGGAACCGAUCACCGACAAGUCUCGUCUCACCCGCCUCGGGCACGUCGUGGACACGGAGGACGCGCUGAUUCCGGCGCGUCGGGACGGCCAGUUCUGGCACCGCGACGGCGAUGUCGUCGUCGUCGUUGCCGGGCUGCAUUUCAAGAUUACGCACGACUUUUUGUUCGCCACGGACGAGAAUGGCGAGCCGCUGCCUGACGUCAUGAAUCCCUUCACCCGGAACCGACUCCCAGCGCUGUUCGGUGCGCGCGGGACGCCGCAAGACCCGGUGCCGAUGUUUUUUGUUGAGGUGCACGAGAUGCGGGACUUCCUACGAUUUGCGUAUGCCCGAACCAAAGACAUCGCCAAGUUCCGCGGAUUCACGAUCAUGCAGCUCGUCAACGCGACCUCGCUGGCCCUCCAGCUCCAGCGGCGCGACUUCAUCGAUUACGCGCUCGAGGCGCUCCCCGAUCUGCUCUCCGCAGACUCUUCGCAUCGCCUGCGGCACUGCACCGCCGCCGAGUACCGCGCGCUCCUGCGCCUCAAUCGCCGGCUGCCGAUGCCCGACCUCAAGCCCAACUACCCGUUCGAGGAGGACGUGUCCCAGACGUACGCGUGGCGCUUCGACAUGCAGGCCCCGUUCGACAUCGGGACCGCGCUCGACUUUGGCGAGGAGCUGGGGCUGCGCACGAUGCUCGGGCACGUGUACUACGAGGUGCGCAAGCGCAUGGACGCCGAGGACGACAAAAAGGAAGAGGACGACGACGACGACGACGAGGAUGAAGACGACGAGGACGUGUUCAGCUCCCCGAAGCGCGAGAACUCCUGCGUCGCGCGGCUUGCGCCGAUCCACCGCCAGCGCCUCUUCGUCGGCGCGCUCUCGCUGCACAGCUUCUGGCUGCGCACGAUGCUGCGCGCGCCGGCGCUCCCCUGCGCCGACCGCGACGUGUGGCGUGCCGCGUGGCACAGCGCGUGCGUGCAGGUGUGUUCCGAGAAGGGCAGCGCGGACGUCCUGGCGAAGCUCGAGCACCUGCGUGUCGUGCUCGAGGACAAGGUGUGCCCGACGAUCUGGAGCGCGGCCGAGGCGGCCGUCGCCGCCAUCAUCAAGGCCUUCCGCCUGUCGCUGCCGAGUCACUUCUUGGGUCCGGCGAACGAGGAGGAGGAGGAGGCGGUGUUCUGCGACUCUUCCGACGAGGAGGAUGCGUGGGAGGAAGGGUCGACUGAGGAGGACGAGGACGAGGACGGCGAAGACACGAUCCGGGUCAGCUUUCAAGCGACGUCAAUCCCCUCGAAGAACGAGCACGGCGACGAUCAAGAUGCUCUGUCCGAAGACGAUGAUGAGGAUUUUUUUGAAGACGAGGAUGUUUGCAUGUCCAGCGGGCGGAUCGAUUCCGACGUGAUCAUGCACGAUGUGCACACGGAAGGUGUGGACGACCACGAGAUGCCGUUCUGGGGCCCGGUCUUCUCUUGAGUAUAUGCUGCUCAUAUGUGUUCUCUCAUGCUGUGUUCUGUAUAUAAUGGACCUGUCUGCUUGUAUAUCGUCCGUGUUGUGUCGUCCAUCGCUGCUGUACUUGUUUUCGAGAUAUGCUGAAAUGAAUUCUGGUGCUGCUGGGAUCAAGUGACAG